AUGCGGCUUGUUGUACGCAUGUUUGAUCACGGGGUCACACAGAAGAUUGAUUUGACGCCCCCAAACUGGAGCGGACACUGGCUUUUCAUCCCCGUAAUGACCCCCCUGUACUAAAAAUUCCAUUAGACCCAAACUCGAUUGAGAUCACGAAAAGCAUAUGGAAGGCGUGAGGGGUAGCUGUCCAUACUAGAUUGCCUCCCACGAGCCCCCUGCCUGAGGUCCUUUGGUAUCGAGGAUAGAUAUAUUCAAAACGUAAAAGCCUAUUUCUUACUUCCCCCCCCCCCCCGUGCCCCCAAGUGGGUUGGCGCUGUUGGCAAAGCGCUGUAAAACACGCCACCCCAAAUAUAGCCCCAUAGUAUGCGCUACCAAGGACGCGUAACGCAUGGACGAGUUGAGUGAGGAUAGUUGUUUACGAAAACCUCACAGGUUGAGUCAUGUAGGAGAUUGCCGGACACAUCGACAUGUUGAGUGAUUAUAGCUGUAUACUAAAACCUGAAGAGUUGAGUGAGGUUUGAGAUUGCCAGACACAUCGACGGUGGGGAUAGCUGCAUACUGAAACCCCACGGGUUCAGUGAUGUUGGAGUGCCGGACACAUACACGCGUUGAGUGAAGACAGAAACAUACUGAACCUCACAGGUGAUUUGUGAUGGAGAUCGCCGGACACAUAGUCGUGUUGAGUGAGGAUAGCUGCAUACUGAAACCUCACAGAUGCAUUGAUUUGCCGGACACAUAGACGUGUUGAGUGAGGAUAGCUACAUACUGA
Ectocarpus sp. CCAP 1310/34 is the source of this 763-nucleotide messenger RNA. The record is from the annotation of a GenBank genome assembly. Lineage: Eukaryota; Phaeophyceae; Ectocarpales; Ectocarpaceae.